AUAAUUAAUUUAGCAGUACGUAUUUUUGACAGUUAAUCAUAAAUCAGUAGAUAGAGGUUAAUAUAAUUAAGGAUUUUUAAAACAAACUUUACUUCAAAAAAUGUUUCACACUACAAACAACAAGAGUGCAACUUCUAAAAUGACAUUUAUAUCUAGUGCUGUUAUCUAUUCGUGUAUUUUUAUUUUUGAAUGGAUUGGAAAAAUUGAAGGAUAUCCUACUAUUAAUGAUACGAAUUUAGUUGCACUUAGAAUAACUGGCGGUAAAGAAGCCAUACCACAUUCUUACCCUUACCAAGUUGGCCUUCUGUUAGAUAGAAGAGCUUUCUGCGGAGGAGUGCUAAUAUCUACUUGCCAUGUACUUACAGCAGCACACUGCGUUGAGACAGCCUCUUUUAUAGAGAUUUACUUGGGUUUUCACAACCUUAAAAUAACGGAAGACACUCAAAAGAUUUUAUACAAUCCUAAAGUCAUUAUUCAUGAGCAUUACAAUGCCACGUCAAUGCAAAAUGACAUUGCCAUUCUCAAAUUACCAAAAUCAGUCCAAUUUACCUUUGCUAUAAGACCUAUAUCCAGAAUGGCCGAUGAUGACUCUGGAUUUUUUAUAGGACACACUGGUGUUUUAUCAGGAUGGGGCUUUGCUUAUCAUAAUUCAAAUAAACUCGAAUGUAAGCUGAAGGAAGUACGUUUGGAUAUUAUUGCUAACAAACGUUGCUCAAUAUUGUGGUACGCCUCAAGAUCAGGAAUUUCGGAUUCUCAACUAUGCACAGCAGGUAGCGAUAGCAUUGUUGGUAAUGUAGGAGCAUGCUUUGGCGACUCCGGAGGGCCUUUGGUUGUCAAUGAUGUUUUAGUUGGAUUGGUAUCUUUUGGAAAUGAAAUUUGUGAAGCAGGUUUUCCUACUGUUUAUACAAGGAUUAGUAAAUUCCGAUAUUGGAUUUCUAAAUAUACCGGUCUGUAAGUCUAUAUUACUUUAGUAAAUAAGCUUUUAAUUGAAGUUAUAUACUGAUGAAUUUAUUUUUUAUUUAUUUUCUUUUAAAUCGUUAGGUUUUAUAUAAAUUUUGUAUUUUAUAUUUCUUGUGAUUUAUAUUUUUUAAAUACUCUUGCUCAUUAAAUGUUUGUUAUAAGUAUUUAUUUUAUAAUAAAAUCUAAUAGAUAGUUGUUUAAUAGUAAAUAACUAAAGUUAUAUACUGCUUAAUUUAUUAUUUAUUUAUUCCCUAAUUAAGUCGUUAGAUUUUGUAUAAAUUAUGUGUCUUAUAUUUCUUAUGGUUUAUAUUUAUUAAAUAUUUUUGCCUAUGAAA
Anthonomus grandis grandis is the source of this 1295-nucleotide messenger RNA. Its product is annotated as brachyurin-like. The record is from RefSeq and is a predicted model, not a curated record. Gene Ontology annotation, molecular function: serine-type endopeptidase activity. NCBI's taxonomy places the organism in Eukaryota, Metazoa, Arthropoda, Insecta, Coleoptera, Curculionidae. Bases 101 to 955 code for a protein of 284 amino acids. The transcript is spliced from 4 exons. Gene Ontology annotation, biological process: proteolysis.